Lepisosteus oculatus (spotted gar) is the source of this 3001-nucleotide messenger RNA. The record is from RefSeq and is a predicted model, not a curated record. NCBI's taxonomy places the organism in Eukaryota, Metazoa, Chordata, Actinopteri, Semionotiformes, Lepisosteidae.
UUAUUUCGCCAUGGAAGUUAUCUGAUCCUAAAAUAUAAUGAUUUUAUCUUCCAGGAUUAGGGUGGCACACUUCAUUCUCUUUAACACCUAUCUCAAUAAUGGAGAGGGGCUGAAGGACCUCCUUCAUGAGCACGUCUUUGAAACAACGUUCUCGCUGCACGAGGAGGAGAAACAGAAAGAACUGAGGGAGAAAUGGGCGCGCUGGACAGCCUGUUUCCAGUGGCAACCCAUCGAUGAUGUGCGGAACUACCUCGGGGAGAAGGUGGCACUGUAUUUCCUGUGGCUGGGCUGGUACACCACCUUGCUGAUCCCUGCUGCUAUAUUGGGGAUGGUUGUGUUCCUGAAUGGACUAGCCUUCUUCGAUAACAACCCCGUCAUCUCAGAGGUGUGCGAUGCCAACACCAUGAUGUGCCCGCUGUGUGAUAAGAAGUGUCCUGUGUGGCAGCUCUCGGAGACCUGCACCUAUGCUAAGGUCACCCACCUAUUCGACAACGAGGGCACUGUGUUCUUCGCCAUGUUCAUGGCCGUGUGGGCCACCGUGUUCCUGGAGUUCUGGAAGCGCCAUCGAGCGGAGUACGUCUGCAAGUGGAAAGUGUUCAACUGGUGUGAGGAGGAGGAGGAGCUGAUCCUGGACGUGGUGGACAAUCCUUCCUGCCAGCCCCAGCCCUACCUGCACUCCUACCUGCGCAGCACCCUGGUCCUGAUCCUCGUCACCCUCAUGCUGGUGCUGAUCAUCGGGCUGGCGCAGGCCCUGGUGGUGUUCCGCGUGGUCGCCACGGUGCCUUGUUUCUUGGCUUUAACACAUAAUGUGCUUAUAUCUUUGUUCCAGGUGAACAGGAAAGUGGCCUUAUACCUGUGUAAUUUGGAGAAGACGCGCUCCUUCGCCGCCACGGAGACCAGCUUCACCGUCAAGAUGUUCACCUUCCAGUUCUUCACCCUCUUCUCCUCGCUCAUCUACGUGGCCUUCUUUCUGGGGAGGAUCAAUGGGCGUCCCGGGAACUAUGUCCGGAUUGCGGGGAAGUGGAGGCUGGAGGAGGUGAGCAGUCCGCCCUGUGCAGCACCACUGAAACUGUCUGUGGCCUGGCUGGGUUACUGCUGUUGUGUCCACCUGAUCUGCAGUCGGCAGUGGUGUGUUUUGGGGCCAUGCUCCGGGCAGAGUGAGGAGGUGCUUGUGGCCCCGUACAGGAGGGUCAGCUCCGACAAGUCACGUCUCGUCUCGGUCGCAGUGCUGCAGUUCAGCUUCACCACCAUCUUCGUGGCCGCCUUCCCCCUGGCCCCCCUGCUGGCCCUGCUGAACAACAUCAUCGAGAUCCGGCUGGACGCCAUCAAGAUGGUCAGUCUGGAGAGGAGACUGGUGCCCAUAAAGACCAACAACAUCGGCGUGUGGUACAACGUGCUGAAGGCGGUGGGGGUGCUGGCAGUGAUAGCCAACGGCCUGGUCAUCGGCAUCACGUCCGACUUCAUCCCUCGCCUGGUGUACAAGUACCGCUACGGUCCCUGCGCCAACGGGACGGCCACGCAUCUCCAUUGUAUGACCGGCUACAUCAACAACACCCUGUCCACCCACAUUGCCGUCAUCUUCAAGUUCAUAGCGGCCUGGUUUGUACCUGACGUCCCUCUGAAGGUCGUAAACGCGCGACUGGAAGACAAGCUGCAGAGGCUGAAGCAGGAGCUGAGGAAUAUGGAGCACAAGAUGAUGGAGGAGUAAGAAGAAAGACACCCAGGCCACCCCACAUCAUGAAACUCUGAGGUGCAAAGAUAUGAACUUGUUCUUUUUUUAUUAUUAUUUUAUUUGGAUAGUCAGCCCUGCUAUAAAGAGCCCAGAAGACUGAUGCUGGCAGCAGGGACCAAGCUCCCUUGGGGUUUUCAGCUGAAGGCAGGAAAUGAAGUCAUAGGGCUUGAGGUGGCCUCCCUCACAGCAUCAUGGGAGAGCUGCCAUCGGUGUGAAACAGCAGACAGCUGUGAUCCCUCCUCUGGUGGGACUUCAGGCUCCUAUCUGGGACACCACAGAGAACUGUGCUAACAGUGUGGCGGCAGGGUGCUCGUUUCUGGUGUUUCAGGCCACACCGGAAAAGGUUUACAACAGGACCAGAGACGGCCAUCCUGCUUCCACACCCAGCUGAGUGACGCCCAGUGCCAAGCUGUAAUUCCCGCCGAGCAGCGGAGAGACCGGGGUUCGCCUGUGUGCCCUGAGUGAACCCCCAUGACUCCUGAUUCACUGAGUCACAUCCAACACAGGGGGCUCUCAGCUCCUGCCCGUGCAGACGUUUAUAAGUGACAGGGUGACUUUUCAAAGCCUUGAGUGGUGUUUCUUUCCAAGCUCCAGGGAAUCCCCUGCUCUAUUCCUGAAGUCAAGCAGGAGGACGAUCGUCUGUCUCCCCCCCCAGUCUUUUGCUCGUAAUGCAUUUUGUUUCGGUCGCUUGCUCAGAAAAAGGAACGCAGAAGAUACACGCAGCAGAGGACACAAGCAGCCACGCCGGGGAAGUGAUUUUUAAAUCAAGAUCAGAGGGCACUUCUUUACCCAAAGGGUGGUGGGAGUGGGGAACAAGCCCCCCCCAGCCAAAGUGUUGAAGCUGAUACUCUGGCUUCUUCCAAGGCACAGAUCAUUAAUGAUUUACUAACAGACAGGCUAGAGGGGCAGAAUGGACUCCUCUCGUUUAUACCUGUCUCUUCAUUAAGGGAUCUCAUCCAGUUGGAGAGGUCGGGUUGUAGAGAGAAUUAACUCUCUCUGGAUGGGAAGCUGUCCAGGUCUGUGAGACAGUGCUGACCGACGAGGGGCACUAUAUCGAAUCAGAGUCCACCACCUCACCUGUCUCUGCCCUCAUCAGAUCGCUCUGCAUCCUGACCUCUGGAUAUUAUGGAAGCAACAUCAGGUUCAGUUUUUCCACACGUGUAUUUUCGCACAAUAUGCUGAAGCUUUUCUAUGUAGCAGGCUUUCACCGUGGAUCAGCAUUCUGUAUUCCAAGAGUGUCUAGUAAAGAAACAGGGUUUUUUUUACAUA